Annulohypoxylon truncatum is the source of this 981-nucleotide messenger RNA. RefSeq names its product S-adenosyl-L-methionine-dependent methyltransferase. The transcript is spliced from 4 exons. Bases 1 to 981 code for a protein of 326 amino acids. Gene Ontology annotation, molecular function: methyltransferase activity. Lineage: Eukaryota; Fungi; Ascomycota; Sordariomycetes; Xylariales; Hypoxylaceae. The record is from RefSeq and is a predicted model, not a curated record.
AUGGAGAAGAAAGAUCAACGCGAAGAUAAACAAACUACUACAGGGGACAGCAGCGAAUCUAACUCAGACACCGAUGCUGUGGACCCGAGAUUAGAGAAUAUGCCGUUCAUCGAGGCUUUUGGUCAUCAUUAUCACAUCUCGGGUAAGAUAUUCUUACCUUUCGACGAGCCCGAGCAGAAGAGGUUGGAGGUCCAGCACAAGCUAUAUCGACACUGCCUAGAUGGCGCCUUAACCCACACGCGGCUGCCGCUGGACACGGCCCAUAUAGUAGAUCUAGGCACCGGAACUGGCGUCUGGGCUAUCGAGAUGGCAGCCCGCUACCCUCAGACACAGAUCACCGGCAUAGACGUGUACCCGAUCCAGAGGAGGAAGGGAGUUCCGCCAAAUGUCAAGUUCGUGAUCGGCGACGUGGAAGAACCGUGGGACUUUCCGGACAACUCUAUCGACUUUGUCCACGCGAGGAGCAUAGCCGGGGGAGUGCGAGACUGGCCUGCACUACUUCGUCAAGCGUACGCGAAACUCAAACCGGGCGGGCUGUUCGAGAUGACGGAAAUCGCGCUGAACAUUCUUGACUUCGACGGCAAGUUCGCUGAGGCCGACUUAUGUCCCGAAUUUCUAAAGAUAUUUCGAGGCUUGUGCGAUAGGGUCGGCAUGGACUUCAACCCGUCACCGCACGUCCCUGACUGGUUGGUUGAUGCCGAUUUCGAGAAGAUAGUCCAGCGCAGCGAGAUACUUCCGGCUGGGAGUUGGGCCCAGGAUGACAAGUUGAAAGCGCGGCAGGCUCUGAUGAAUUCGAUUACGACCGAACACUAUGUACUGGAUAAUCAUUGCGGCUUGUUAUUUCAGAGUUGUGGGUGGACCAAAGAACAAUUCGAGUCUAUCGUGCCUUCAUUUUGGCAGGAAGUCCGAGCAGCAAAUAUUAGGCCAUACAUCACAGCUGUAUUUACUACCGCGAGGAAACCUCGCGAGAAACCAGCGUGA